AUGUCCCCACACAGCAUCCAACAGUGUCCCAUACAGUGUCCAUCAGUGUCCCACACAGUCUCCAACAGUGUCCCCACACAGUUCCAACAGUGUCCCACACAGUCUCCAACAGUGUCCCACACAGUUCCAACAGCAGUCCCACACGGCUCCCCAACAGUGUAUGAAAUCCAACAGUGUCCCACACAGCAUACACCAGUGUCCUACACAGUUCCAACAGUGUCCCAAGCACAGUCUCCAACAGUAAGUCCUACACAGUCUCCAACAGUCCCACACAGUCUCCAACAGUGUCCUACACAGUCUCCAACAGUGUCCUGCGACACAGUAUCCAACAGUGUCCUAUACAAUGUCCAACAGUGUCCUACACAGUCUCCAACAGUGUCCUAUACAGUGUCCAACAGUGCCCUACUCAGUGUCCUACCAAAUAUCCAACAGUGUCAUACACAGUGUCCAACCGUCUCCUACACAGUGUCAUAUACAUGUAGAAAAGAGUGUCCAACAGUGUCCUACACAGUCUCCACAGGUCCUACACAGCUCCCCAAUAGUGUCCCACACAGUCCCCAACAGUGUCCUACACAGUCUCCAAACAGUGUCCUGCCACUGUCUCCAACAGGUCCUACACAGUCUCCAACAGUGUCCCACACACAGUUCCAACAGUGUCCUGCACAGUCUCCAACAGUGUCCCACACAGUCUCCAACAGUGCAGAAAGAGUGUCCAACAGUUGUAGAAAGAGUGUCCAACAGUGUCCUACACAGCAUCUAACAGUGUCUUUACACAGCAUGGCCAUCUUCAAAGUGUCCCACACCCUGUCUCCAAGUAGUGUCCCCCACACAGUGUCCACAGUGUCCCACACAGUGUUCAAACAGUGUCCUUCUCCAAUAGUGUCCCACAUUGGCUCCAACAACAGUGUCCUGUAUGACAGCAUACACCAGUGCGUCCUACACAGCUCCCAGCAGUGUCCCCACACAGUGUCCAACAGUGUCCCACACAGUGUUCAACAGCAAGUCCCACAGGACAGUGUUCAACAGUGUCCUGUGCUAUGUCCCACACACGGUUCCAACAGUGUCCCACACGGCUAUUCCAACAGUGUCCUGCCACAGUCUCCAACAUUAGUGCCCUACACAGUCUCCAACAGUGUCCCACACAACUCCAACAGGUCUCUCUCAGGUCUCCUGUGUCUCUAUGCCACUGUCUCUGUCUCAUCCCCGGUCCCAGGUCCCCACUCCAGGUCCCAGGUCCCCACCCCACCAUCCCAGGUCCCGUCCAUCCCCCAGUCCCUGUCCUCCAACCCCACAUCCCAGGUCCCCCAGGUCCCCAGGUCCCUGUCCCCAUCCCUGCUCCAGGUCCUGUCCUCCCAGGUCCCCAGCAGUGUCCCCAGGUCUCCCCAGUGUCCUGUCCUCCCAGGUGUCCUGUCUCCCAGGUUCCAGGUCUCCCCAGUGUCUCAGGUCCUGCCUGUCCUCCCUGGUCUCUGCGUGGUCUCCGGUCCCCUGUCCCAGGUCCUGUCCCCAUUCCAGGUCCCUGUCCCAGGUCCCGUCCCAGCCCCAGGUCCCAGGUCCCAGGUCCCAGUGUCCCUGUGUCCCAUCCCCAGGUCCAGGUCCCCAGGUCCCCCCAGGUCCCACAGGUCCCAGGUCUCCCCCCAGUCCCAGGUCCUCCCAGGCUCCCAGGUCCUCCUGUCCUCCAGUCCCCCUCCUGUCCCCCAGGUCCCUCCAGGUCCCAGGUCCCAGUGUCCCAGGUCUCCCCAGGUCUCCUCCCAGGUCUCCCCAGUGUCUCUGUCCUGUUUCUCCCAGGUCUCUGCAUCUCAGGUCCUGUCCUGUCUCUGUCCUGACCGUCUCUCAGCCCCAGGUGUCCCAGGUGUCCCAGGUCCUCUGUCUCCUCUGUCCAUGUGUCCCAGUCUUUCCAGGUCUCAGGUCUCUGCAUCCUCUCAGGUCUCAGGUCUCAGGUCUCUCAGGUCUCUGUCUCCCAGGUCUCUGUGUCCCAGGUCUCUGUCUCCAGGUCUCUGUGUCUCUCAGGUCCCCAGGUCCCCCAUCCCCGUCUCAGGUCCCCCAGAUCCAGACCCUGUCCCCAGUCUCUGUCCUCAGGUCUCCCAGGUCCUGUGUCCCCAGUCUCAGGUCUCUGCAUCUCUGUCUGUCCUCCAGGCCCCCUGUCCUGUUCCUCAGGUCUCUGUCCCAGGUCUCAGGUUCUGCACCUCUGUCCUGUCCCAGGUCCCCUGUCCGUCCAUGUCCUGUCCCCCAGGUCCCAGGUCCUCCUCCAUCCCAGGUCUCAGGGCCCUGUCCCUCCAGGCCUCUGUCCCAGGUCCUCCAGGUCCAGUCCCCAGAUCCCGUCCCCAGGUCCUGUCCUCCAGGUCCCAGGUCCUGUCCCAGGUCCAGGUCCCUGUCCCAGGUUUCUCUGUCCCCAUGUUCUGUGUUCAGGUUCUGUGUCUCUGCACCUCUGUCCCCAGGUCUCAGGUCUCUUCAGGUCUCAGUGUCUCAGGUCUCUGCACCUCUGUCUGUCCCUCUGUGUCUCAGGUCUCCUCUGUGUCUCUAUGUCUCUGUGUCUUUGUGUUCCCAGGUCUCUAUGUCUCUGUGUCUCUGUGCCUUGUGUCUCUGUGUCGCUCUGUGUCGUGUUCCAGGUCCCAGGUCCUGUCCCAGGUCCCAGGUCCUGUCCUGCUGUCCCAGGUCCCCCCAGGUCCCAGUCCCCAGGUCCCAGGUCCCCUCCCAGGUCCCAGGUCCCCAGGUCCCAGGCUCCCCAGGUCCCUGUCCUGUCUCCAGGUCCCCGUCCCCCAGGUCCUGCCUGCCUGUCUCCCAGGUCCAUCCUGUCCUUCUCGUGUCCCCAGGUUCUGUCCUCCACAGGUCCUCCCCAGGUCUCAGGUCCCCCAGCCUCCCCAGGUCCCCAGGUCCCCCAGGUCCCAGGUCUCCCCAGGUCUCUCUCAGGUCCUCUCAGGUCUCUAUGUGUCUCUGUCUCUGCUCUCUGUCUCUGUUCUCUGUCUCAUGUGUCUGCCUGUCUCUGUUCUCCCAGGUCUACCUGUCUCUGUGUCUCUGUCUCAGGUCUCUCAGGUUCUUAGGUCUCUGCUCCAGGGUCUCUGUGUCCCAGGUCCUGUCUUUGUUCCAGGUCUCAGGUGUCCCCUCUCAGGUGUCUCAGGUCUCUCAGGCUUCAGGCCCUCCCAGGUCUCUGUGUCCUUGUCCUGUGGCACCUCCAGGUCCCCUGUGUAUCAGGUCCCAGUGUCUCCUCAGGUCCUCCCCAGGUCCCCUGUCCCUGCCUCCUCCCCAGGUCCCCCCAGGUCCCCCUUGUCCCCAGGCAUGUCCCCAGGUCCUCCGUGUCCCAUGUCCUGUCCCCCUGUGUCCCAUGCAUCCCCAGGUCCCAGCCAGGUCCCCAGGUGUCCCAGGUCCCGGUCCUCUCAUUCCCCUGUCCCCAGGCCUCAGAUCCAGGCCAGGUCUCCAGGUCUGAUCCAGAUCUCAUGUCCCCAGCUCAGGUCUCCCAGGUCUCUGUGUCUGUGUGUGUGCAUCCCCAGGUCUCAGGUCAAGGUCGGGGAGAUAAGGCAAGAAACGAAUACAACAGUGAUCACCGGAGCACUCUUGGACUCAGUCAGCAACAGGCCUUCCUGCACCGAGAGCCUAGCUAACCGACUACGAAUAACAGGGAAGUCUGUUUCCAUCUCCAUAGGCAUGAUCCUGAAGGAGACGAAGAGCGUGAAGGCCAAAGAGAUCGAUCUGAAGCCCGAGAAGUUGAGAACAGUUUUUGACUGUGCAGCAACGUAUGAGUCAGUGUCCCUGAACAGCCAAGUGAUGCAAGGGUCAGACCUCAACAACAAAUUGAUGGGAGUCCUUAUUAGCUUCCGACAAGAAAAGUUGGCACUCAUGGCUGAUAUCGAGGCUAUGUUCCACCAGGUACGAGUACUGCCUGAGCAUCGAGACAUCCUGCACUUCCUGUGGUGGACAGACGACCAACUAUCAGUACAACUGCACCACUUCUGCGACGCCUCCCAGCAAGCAUAUGGGGCUGUAUCCUACCUCAGGAUCACAAGUGGAGAUGGAGCCCACUCUACCUCCUUUGUGUGUGGCAGAGCCAAGGUAGCUCCUCUGAAACAGCAAACCAUACCUCGGCUCGAGCUAUGUGCGGCAGUGUUAGCGGCCAAAGCAGACAAACAACUGAGAGAAGAACUAGAGUUGCAGAUCGACAGAUCAGUGUUCUCGACAGACAGCAUGGUCACCCUUCACUACAUAUGA
Molecule: messenger RNA, 4200 nt
Organism: Homarus americanus (American lobster)
Lineage: Eukaryota; Metazoa; Arthropoda; Malacostraca; Decapoda; Nephropidae
Product: proline-rich protein 36-like
Exons: 18
Coding region: 1-4200 (1399 amino acids)
Source: RefSeq, a predicted model, not a curated record